Molecule: messenger RNA, 603 nt
Organism: Talaromyces rugulosus
Lineage: Eukaryota; Fungi; Ascomycota; Eurotiomycetes; Eurotiales; Trichocomaceae
Exons: 2
Coding region: 1-603 (200 amino acids)
Source: RefSeq, a predicted model, not a curated record
AUGCUCGGCAGUGUCCUGUUCAUCUUCUGGCGGCUGGUGGAAAUCACCUUUUUGAUUCCCAUCGUCGGCAUGCUGGCAUACUUUGUCCAUGGCUUCCUCGACAACAACCAGCUCACCCCGCCGUACAUCCUGGUACUCUUCAUCGUCAGCACCAUCGCCGUCUUCUGGUGCGCCGACACCGUGAUCCGCUUCGGCAGCACCAAGCGCUCUGGAGGCUUCGUCGCGCUGAUGGACCUGUGCUUCUUUGGCGCAUUCAUCGCCGCCGUGUACCAGCUACGCUUCAUCGCCGAUGCCGACUGCAGCAGCUGGGACGUGGACAGCGUGACGGUCUCGCUGGGUCCCUUUGGGUCGAUAGACUACAACGGCAGACGCCUCGAUGUGAACAAGACGUGUGCGAUGCUCAAGGCUUCGUUUGCCAUUGGCAUUAUGCAGAUUCUGUUCUUCUUCCUUACCGCCAUCUUUGCCGUGUUCAUUUUCCAUCAUCAUCGUGGCGAUACGGUUGUCAAGGAGACGGUGGUGCGUCGACGCAGCCAUAGCAGUCGUCGUGGCCAUCACCACAGCGGUCGUCGCAGCUCGUCGAGUCGGCGACACUAUGUGGUUUGA